Drosophila albomicans is the source of this 2826-nucleotide messenger RNA. RefSeq lists its product as uncharacterized. The record is from RefSeq and is a predicted model, not a curated record. Lineage: Eukaryota; Metazoa; Arthropoda; Insecta; Diptera; Drosophilidae. The coding region runs from base 30 to 2645 and encodes 871 amino acids. The transcript is spliced from 7 exons.
UGGCGCUGAAAGGAUUAGCUGAAGAAACAAUGGAGGUGCUCGAGGAAGGCAAUUUAAUGGACCGUGUGCCCAUUUUGCUGCAGCGCGAUUUGGAGUUUUAUCAGACGCAUCAACGAGUCCUACAGGAGCCCAUUUGUCCAGGCGUUGUGGGCGGCAAACUGGACUUUCCACGCUAUGCAUCGUUUGCCUCAAUUAAAUUGAUCCGUUGGUGGGAGGACGAAUACUUUGCAUCGUAUCGAAAGCACUCGGGUCUACUGCAUACCGAGAAGGAGCUCAACGAGGGCGAUUUUGGCAGCGUCACAGUGAAAACCUCGGAUCCGGAUAAGUUUGUCAGUCUGGUGACCAAGUCAGCGGAUUUGCUCUUGGAGCACAUACAUCGUCUCUCCCAGGAGUCGCUGGAUCAUGCAGAUCUCUCGGUGCUUACGGCUACUAUUGGAGCUGCUGCACUCGUGAAGAAUUCGCUGAGUGUUUACAUGCAGGCGGCCACCACAACGAUUUGUCCUCCGAAAGGAGAUGAGAAAGGAGGCGCUUUGAAGCUUAGCUUCAAGCAGUAUUCUCAGAUGUCGGAGGCGUUGGCUGAACGUCUUCUGGAUCUGCAUUGUCGCCUGCUGUUGCUGUACAUCAUUCAAGAUGCUGACUGUCUGCACUGGGAGGACACAGAACCCUUCUUUGAAUCGGAACGUGGCUCGUACACGGUGCAAAUGUGGUGGCAUUAUAUGCGUGGCACCAAAGCUGAUCUUUGGAAUUCGGUGCCUCCGAAAAUGGCACAAAAGAUCUUUGCUGGCAUGUUGAAUGAGACGCUGAGUGUGCUCACUGUGCGCUACACUCAAAUCGUUACCAGUGUGGCCAGAGCUCAGCUGCAUCUAGUGGACAUCUGCAACAUGCUGCUGUGCAUCGCCGAAUUACUGCCUCAUAUCUGUGAGAGCGGUGAGGCCUAUGUGGGUCUCCAGCUGAGCAACCAGAGCGUCAUCGUAAGAGACAUCCAUGCGAAGUGUAGGGAACUCUUCUACUGCCUUCUGCUGCGGGGAGCGCCCUUGGGGGUGCUCUCCAAGGUCUUUCGCAAAGGUUUGGACAACAUGGAAAUGUUUAGCUCGCGGCAUGGAUUGCCAAGUGCUUGGAUUAUUUUCGCCUUGCCGCGCUAUUUUCCAAAAGAGCAAUCAUGCCAGUGGGUCACUGAGUUCGCAGAUCUAACCACUAACACAGCCAUCUCACUGGAUCUACGAGUGCUGUUGGCCUUUCCCGAAGCACAUUGGUCCUAUCUUCUGAAGAUACUGCUGAUGAGGGAUGCUUAUCUAACUGGGAUUAUCAUGCGUCAUUUGAUGCGCCACUUACCAUCUUCAGAGAACUUUAAGAAUGUGGCAAAGCAUUCGUUCACAAGCGCCGAAGGAGCUCCACUAAAGUGUGAAGCAUUUUUGUGUCGUGGCGAAUGCUUCAACGUCACUGAGUCCAUAGCAGCUGAUAUAGAUCCCGUGGGACAGUCGAAUUAUCAGAUAGUGCUAUCUUUAACAUAUUUAGUUGUGGCUGUGGGCAAGGCCGUUGACAUCAAGUCUUGCCUGAUCAAAACGCUGGAAGAGCACGCCGUCAGUGGCUGGAGCGAUUGCCUGGACAAGCGUCAGGUGUGGAAUCAAAAGCGUACUCCUUGGCUGGAGGCAAUCAUGCAUUUUGUUUACCCUGUGUUGGACUGUGUUGUGGAGAUGCUGAUUAAUGCCGUGGAAAAUGGCGCCAGCAUGUAUCAGGCCAUGUCCUUGGCAUUGACUUGUGUCUCCGAGAUAUGGGAUUGUAUGCCUGAAGGACUCUACAAGAUAACAGCACUGUUGCAGGACAUUAUACCUGUCUCAACGCGUCCGCUAGGCGACUCGGUGUUGCUGCAAGUUGUAUUUGCAGCACUCUACACGGAGCUCAUAAAGACGGCCGAGUUGCAGGAGCAGGCCAAAAACGAGGACAAGGCUGCUGUCUGCUACUCGCUGUCGGAGGCCAUUUGCUCCAUAGACGAGGACGACAAGCACACGGACCAGAUCGAGUUGUUCCUCAAGCAGGCCAAGGAGAGCAUCAACCUGGACACGGAUUUCGGUGGCAGCUGCACUCGCGGAGCCGGUGGCAUGAGUGCCGUGAGCACAGUUAAAAUCGAUGACCUCGCGCUGACCAACGCCGAAUCAGAGCGACUAAGUCACAGUCCACCGGCCAACUAUGCCAUGGAACUAGAUGUGGGCAUUGCCGAUUAUAUAGCCGAGGUGCUGGCCAGUGAUGUGUUAACCACCAACAUUGGCAAGCAGGCACUGAAAGUGCUCUACAAUUAUCUUAAGUUCAACAAGGAUUGGCUGCUGGAGCAACUCGGAACGGGUGACAAUGAGCCGAGUCCUUUUCAAGGAGUGCUGGGCCAAAAUAUCAAGGAGGCCAAGACAUCGGUGCUGAAGUCAAUGUUCUUCAUUGGGCAUACACCAUUCGAUCAGCUGCUGACGGGUUCGCUGAAGAUCGACUAUGUGAGCUGGCUGCAAAUGCCGCUUUCGUUGAAUCCCGAGCGCACUUGGUUGCAUUUGACGCGUCGCUGUGACUUUCAGGAGGAUGCAAAAUUGGCGCUACCCGAGGUGGCGAUGGUGGCGGGCAUUAGUAAGAUUAUGAAGCGUCGCAAGGAGUUUGCCAAAUGAGGCGCCCUUUGGCAUCAUUAGCAUUGCGCAUACGCCGCGUUGCCGCCGUCCCACAUUAAAGAUGUCAUUAAUGGCGCAUAAUGCAAAUGUAUAAUAAGCUUCUUCUCCGUUGUCGUAGACCCAAAUGAGAGAUGUGCAAAAGAUGUAGACAAACCUGAAGCAGGCUAAAAAAAUAUUUACU